AUGGCGUUGCCUCCGAGAUUUCCUGGGUUAAUUCCAGGCUAUGGUGUACAAAUUCCACCAAUGACGACCUUUGUUUCUGCACCUUCAAUUAUUGAUAAUAAUAAAUUACAGCCACAAGAAAAACCACCCGUCACGACUGUUUUUGUCGGAAAUAUCAAUGAAAAAUGCACUAAUGAAUUGAUCCGCUCAAUUUUAAAUGAAUGUGGCGCAGUAGCAACUUGGAAACGUAUACAGGGUUCAAAUGGUAAAUUUCAAGCUUUUGGAUUUUGUGAGUUUGAGAAUCCAUUUGGUACGAUGAGGGCACUUCGUAUCCUACAUGAUUAUCCUCUCGCUGAAAAAAAAUUAGUAGUUAAGAUUGAUGAUAAAACUCGAUCAAUGGUCAGAGAUUUUGUUACAAAAAAACGGGUCGAAAAAGGGUUGAUGCCUGAAACGCUAGCUGUUGAUGAGCUACCUGCUGAUGAAGAAAAUUUGGCUGAAGACGAAGAAGUGCGUCAGAAAAUACUGAACCUCAUCGAGGGAGAUGCUCCUUCCCUACUACCAAUUGAAGGUGAAAUUAAAUUUUCUAAAUGGUUUCGGUUUAUGGAAGGUGAACUCGAGGAAAAAACUCAUUCUCCUGUUUCUGACAAGUCAGUGGGUCGAGAAAGGAAAGAUCGAUCAAGUGAUAGACGUCGAGAGAAGAAGGUUGGUUGA
Dracunculus medinensis (Guinea worm) is the source of this 690-nucleotide messenger RNA. Lineage: Eukaryota; Metazoa; Nematoda; Chromadorea; Rhabditida; Dracunculidae. The record is from the annotation of a GenBank genome assembly.